Molecule: messenger RNA, 1485 nt
Organism: Lodderomyces beijingensis
Lineage: Eukaryota; Fungi; Ascomycota; Pichiomycetes; Serinales; Debaryomycetaceae
Source: the annotation of a GenBank genome assembly
AUGAAGUCACAGUUGAGUGUGACCGCCUAUAGAUCUCGGAGCGACCUUUUAGAACUAAAGAAAUGGUUCUAUGAGUUCAACGGCGCUGCCGACCGCCGGGAAGAGGCCAUUCAACGAGUGCAAGUGUUCAACACACGAGGACGACUACCUCAUGGGAUCGAGGCAACUUCUCACUUGACGUCGACUCUUCUCCAGGAUGAGAAAAACCCCGACGUGGACACGAAUAUACUACAGUUGUCGUAUACCAUGGCGUUAAUCCGGUUUGUUAAUGGCUUACUAGACCCGUUUCAACAAGCGCAAUUUGCGAUACCGAUGCAGCUACUUGCAAAACAGUUGGGGCUACCGUCGUUUUUCGUUGAGUUGAGACACAUGGGCACACACGAAAACUUGCCGAGUCUAGAUUUGCUACGCACUGGUUGUCGAGAAGCAUUGAAUUGGUUAUACGACCACUACUGGUGCCAUGUUGGUGGAGAUUGUCAAGACAAAGACGAAGAAGAAGGAAAGAAAAAAUCUUUUCUGGAAAACAAGGGAGAGCUGAGCUCGGAAAUUGCCAAGUUCAGGUUGGCAGAAUAUGCAAACUUGUUGAGCUAUUACCUGGUCUAUGACAAUUUGAAGUUUUACAAACAGGCGAGGAAAGGAGACCCUGCGGUGCCCUUGUUUCCCAAAGUCAAGACCGAGAAGGACUACAAGCUUUUGGACUGUCUUGCAGAGCUCAAGAGCUUCAACACCGCGAAUCUGGACCUUUUUGCGGACAUUGUUCUCCGCAGAUACAUCAUCAUCUACCCCAGUGGCAAAUUAAAGGCCAAAAACAUCAAGUAUAACCCCUUGUUUGCCAAAUUGUACCGACCGUUGUUUGACUUUUUGGGAUUGGAGUUCAAAUUGAGGCUCUUUACCAAGAUCAUGGACGAGAUCGACGCGGUAGCGAUAGUGGAUGCCAAUAGCACCACCAUUUGCAAGCCACUUGGACUUGCUGUGACGUUUGCAGACGAUGAAGUUGCUCAACUUGCAGAGUGGGUCCCGCAGAUAAUACAGGACGUUGUUGUGGCAGGCGACGUUGAGCCGGUGCAUGAAUUGAACAUAAAGAGCCGCAGCGACGUAGUGGAAUUUGUAAUAACAAGGGUAGAGGCAAUGACGGGGCAGCUGUUGUCGAAACUCAACUUGUUUCAAAUACUAAGGGACGCAGUUGCCAAGAAAGACAAGGAUAGCAUACUGACAGCGAGUAUCGAGAAAAAGCUUGCAGAUCUCAAAAAGUUGCAAAAGUCUGAAGAAUCUGAAAAGCCCAAGUUGUCUUUGGCGUUGCCGCCGCUGUUGGAUGAGCUAUUUGCAGAGGAUAACCCAAAGAAAAGAAAAAUGACAACUGACGGAAUUGGUGGUUCAGCGUCCAAGAAAAGAGCGGACCAGGACUCAAGCAACGAGGAGAAAGUUCACUUUUUGCUAGAACCUCACCAGAGCUGGAAACCCACUCCAUUUGGAAUAUGUCCUUAG